Pectinophora gossypiella (pink bollworm) is the source of this 2312-nucleotide messenger RNA. RefSeq names its product chondroitin proteoglycan 2-like. NCBI's taxonomy places the organism in Eukaryota, Metazoa, Arthropoda, Insecta, Lepidoptera, Gelechiidae. The transcript has 2 exons. Bases 38 to 2152 code for a protein of 704 amino acids. Gene Ontology annotation, molecular function: chitin binding. Gene Ontology annotation, cellular component: extracellular region. The record is from RefSeq and is a predicted model, not a curated record.
CUUCGUAAAUCAGUAUCAAACGUUAAUAGCACCUGUAAUGAAAGGUAAUGUGCUAUAUGUGUUUUGUGCGCUAGCAUUAGCCAAUGUUCGCGGUACAAAUGACCUGGGCGACGCUAAAUAUCUCUGCUCAAGUGCCGACUCUGAUGGACAACUGAUCCCCCACGAGGAAUGCAACAAAUUCUACAAGUGCUCAGAAAGAGCAGCUGUUACAAUAACAUGCCCCGUAAAUCUGUUGUACAACUCCGACUUCGAAAUUUGUGACUGGCCAGAAAAUGUAGAAUGUGGUUCAAGAACUAUCGAAAAUAACAAACCAGGCGAUGGUAAUGAGAAUAAUCCUCCAGCCGAAACGGAUAAACCCUCCAUUAAUACCGACCCCAGCCAAGCUGUCGACAUUUGUGCUGCUGCUGGAUCCGAUGGCAUUCUCAUUGCUCAUAAAGACUGUGACAAAUUCUACAAGUGCUCAGAAGGUAAGCCUGUUGCUAUAAAUUGUCCGCUAAACUUGUUAUACAAUUCUGAGAAGGAAUACUGUGAUUGGCCUGAAAAUGUCAAGUGCGAAGCACCAAAAGACCAGGAUAAGGAUAAGCCUGUCGUUGAAGAAACUAAAAAUCCACCUGGUAAUGCCGACCCAAGCCAAGCUGAGAAGAUUUGCGCUCAAGCAGAUUCCGAUGGUGUUUUAAUUGCUCAUAAAGAUUGUCAUAAAUUUUACAAGUGCUCAGAAGGAAAGGCAGUUACACUAAGUUGUCCAAUUAAUUUAUUAUACAAUCCUGAGAUGGAAUACUGCGACUGGCCUGACAAUGUUCAAUGUGGAUCGAAAAUUGUUAACAAGAAAAAGAUCCAAUACGUAGCCGUCUAUAAACUGCCAGUUAAACCACUUAGCAACAGUGACCCAAGCCAAGCUCAAGCUAUUUGUGCUAAAUUAGAAUCGGAUGGCACAUUAGUUGCUCACGAAGACUGUAGCAAAUUCUACAAAUGUUCAGAACAGAAACCAGUUGCUCAAAGUUGCCCACUAGACCUACUUUACAAUCCAGAAAAGGAGUACUGUGAUUGGCCGGCAAACGUAGAGUGCAAGCAACUUGAACUGCAACCUGAAACACAACCUGAAGAAGACAAAAAUGAAGAUAAAAAUGAAGAAAUCACUGACAAUGAAAACAAACCCGCUGGAAACAUUGACCCUACUUUAGCACCAGAAAUUUGUGCUGUUUCAGGCUCUGAUGGCAUUCUAGUUGCUCACGAAGAUUGUGAUAAGUUCUACAAAUGUUCGAAAGGUAAACCCGUUGCUAUGAGCUGCGGACCCAACUUGCUCUACAAUGCUGAAAAAGAGUACUGCGAUUGGCCACAAAAUGUAAAAUGCAAAGUUGAUGUAACACAUGAAGUGUUCAAUGCUAAACCACCAGCUAGCAAGGUUGCUAAACCAUUCGGUAACAGCGAUCCUAAUCAAGCUAAGGAUAUUUGCGCUUCUGAAGAAUCUGAUGGUGUUCUAGUAGCUCACGAAGAUUGCGAUAAGUUCUACAAGUGCUCAGAAGGGAAACCUGUAGUACUCGUUUGCCCAUUGAACUUGCUAUACAACUCCGAUCUAGAAUAUUGUGAUUGGCCUGAGAAUGUCCAGUGUAAAUCAUCUAAUACCGAGGACAAGGAACAAGACAAAGAGAAGCCUGUAGUUGACAACGAAAACAAACCUACAGACAACAGUAACGCAAAUAAUAUUGCUCAAAUCUGCGCUGCUCCAAAUUCUGAACGACUUUUGAUUGCUCACAAAGAUUGUACUAAAUUUUACAAAUGCGUAGAAGGUAAACCAGUAGUUGUAAGCUGUCCGACACACCUACAUUUCAACGCUGAAAAAGAAUACUGCGAUUGGCCUGAGAACGUAGAGUGUAAAUAUGUAAAUAUUGAAGAGACUGAAGAUAACGUAGAAGAGAAGGAGAAAGAACAAGAGAAACCGGUUUCAGGCGGCGACAAACCGAAUGAUAUGUGCACAGCGCCUGAUUCCGAUGGUGAAUUAGUGGCUCAUGCAGACUGUGAUAAGUUCUAUAUGUGUUCUGAGGGUAAACCAGUCACAAUGUAUUGUCCCCAAAACCUUCUAUACAACCCUACCGUUAGUUACUGUGAUUGGCCUUACAACGUCGACUGCGGCAACCGAAAAAAAAGUUCUUAAUAUAAACGAAGCUAAAAAGAAACAAAAAAGAGAGAAAGAAGGACGGAUAAAAGGAGAAGAGGAGAGAUGACAAAGAUGUAUUCAAAAGAAAUUAAACUUCAAAGAACUGAUUAAAAAUUUCAAAAUUCAUUGUUUGGAACUCAAUAAAAUAAUAUAAAAA